Paramuricea clavata is the source of this 684-nucleotide messenger RNA. The record is from the annotation of a GenBank genome assembly. NCBI's taxonomy places the organism in Eukaryota, Metazoa, Cnidaria, Anthozoa, Malacalcyonacea, Plexauridae.
AUGGAAAACAUUCUGAUUUACUUUGCUGUUUUUCUCGCUAAGACGGUAAAUCCAGACACCAUCAAAGUCUAUCUCGCAGCAGUACGCCAUAUGCAUUUGGUUAACGGCUACGACCUUCAAAUCACCAAAUUUCAACGCCUACACUAUAUUUUGCGAGGUAUAAAGCGAGUAAAAGGAGUGUCUACAAGAACACGCCUACCAAUUACAUUAGACCAUUUGAAAUUGUUUCACCGCAUAUUACACUCACGGACAUCGCCAACACAUGAUGAAACCAUGAUUUGGGCAGCGAUUUCCAUAGCAUUUUUCGGGGUUUUGCGGAUUGGUGAAAUGACUUGCUCCGGUCCUUAUAAUUCUUCAACAAACCUUUGCCGAUCAGAUGUAAGUUUUCAUAACAAAAAACGUGGGGAUAACGAGGUUUUUCUGCAACUACGAAUUAAAGCGUCAAAAACCGAUCCGUUUCGAGCCUCAGCCACAAUAACCAUUGACAGCAAUUCUGGUAUGUAUUGUCCAGUAAGGGCCCUUCAAACCUACCUUUCACGUGCGCCAACGGACUAUGCGGGACCAUUGUUUUGCUACUCAAACGGUGUUCCUUUAUCACGUAGUCAAUUUACUAAGGAACUACGAACACUUUUGGCCCAAGGUGGUCAUCGAUCACCCUGCUCACUAUGCAGGCCACAGCUUUAG